Messenger RNA from Teleopsis dalmanni, 900 nucleotides. RefSeq lists its product as uncharacterized. The transcript has a single exon. The coding region runs from base 1 to 900 and encodes 299 amino acids. NCBI's taxonomy places the organism in Eukaryota, Metazoa, Arthropoda, Insecta, Diptera, Diopsidae. The record is from RefSeq and is a predicted model, not a curated record.
AUGACGCUUAAUGCUAUUUGCAGCCAAAUUUCAACAAUAAAACAGGCAAGUAAUGUUUCAAUAAAGUCGUCAAAUUGCAAAUUUCUUCCGGAAAAAUUAUUUCCAGAACUUUUCGAUAAUGCUAUGGGUCUUUGUAAUAAAACUAAGGCACAUUUAAUUAUUAAACCAAACUGUCAACCUGUUUUUCGACCUAAGCGCCCGGUAGCAUACGCAGUUCAACAUUUGGUUGAAGAAGAAAUCAAGCGACUUCAAGAUCUCGACAUUAUCGCACCCAUCAAUUACUCUGACUGGGCCGCACCAAUCGUAGUUAUCAAAAAGCCAAAUGGUAGCAUUCAUAUUUGCGCUGAUUUCUCAACUGGUCUUAACGACGCGCUUGAAUCUUACAAGUAUCCACUACCGCUUCCAGAGGAUAUUUUUGCAAAAAUUAGCAAUGCAACAGUAUUUAGUCAUAUAGACCUUUCGGACGCUUUUCUCCAAAUCGAAGUUGAUAGCAAAUCGCAAGAACUUCUCACAAUAAACACGCAUCUAGGUUUAUUCAAAUACAAGCGUAUGGUUUUUGGCGUCAAAACUUUUCCGGCAAUUUUUCAACAAAUUAUGGAUAAAAUGCUUGCGGGCUUAGAUUGCGUAGCUGCUUACAUUGACGAUAUCUUUGUCUCAGGUAGAAACCAACAAGAGCAUGACAACAACUUACAUGAAGUUCUACAACGUAUUUAUCAAUACGGGUUUAAACUCAAGAUCGCAAAAUGCAAUUUUUCAGUUCCUGAAAUUGCUUACUUGGGAUAUAUUGUCAGUAAAGACGGCAUUCGCCCAGAUCCAAAAAACAUUGAAGCAAUCAAGACAAUGCCUGCGCCAACCAAUCAAUCCUUCAGAAGACUAUGUCAUCGCUGCAGUAGAGUUUGA